UCACAAGUCCCGACCAUUCCUUUUGGUAGUUUCGGUCAGAAAUUGUCUUCAUUUUGGGCUGUUUUGCUAUUAUUGGAUUUGUCGAAAACUAGGAAACGAACUUGAACAUUGGAAGUUUUCAAAGGCUAGUUAAAUAUGGCGACUGAAACUAAGAAAGCUCACCUAGGGAUUCCGGAGGCAGAGUUUGUGGAAGAUGUAGACAAAUUCAUGGCAGAAGAGCCUGAUUCCUCAGCACAGGGGGCUUUGAAAAAACUUGAGGAACGUUACCAGAAAUACAAGAUGAUGGAGAUGUCGUUGAAUCAUAAGAAAGAGAAAUUGAAGAAUCAGAUUCCUGAGAUCAAAACAACUUUAGAUAUUGUGAAGCAUUUGAAUGAUAUUAAAGACAAAGAUGAAUCAAUGGAAACUCAUUUCCUACUUUCUGGUUCUCUCAGAGCGAAAGCAACAAUACCACCCACGAAGGAUGUCUGUCUAUGGCUUGGAGCCAAUGUCAUGCUCAACUACUCGGUGGAAGACGCUUACGAUCUUCUGAACAACAAUUUAAAAACUGCUGUCAAAAAUCUUGAUUCCGUGAACGACGAUUUAGAUUAUUUACGUGACCAGUGCACAACGACAGAAGUUAGCAUGGCUCGGGUUUACAAUUGGGACGUAUUGAAGAGAAAAUCCCUCAAUCAAGGGACAGUAACCGCCAAAUAAAGACUGAUUGUAAUCGAAGUCAUUGUUAAAUUGAGCUAUGACAAAAUUCAGAUUCUAUUCCUGUGAAUUUCGGUACUCCCGUAGUAUGUGUACCAGGUUGCACUAUAAUUUUAUCCCGAUUUCCCUUAUUUAACUUCUUUUCCGAAUUCGGGGACUGUCUGUGUUAGCCAAGUGAAUAUAGUCUCUGCCCAUAGGCUUCAGUCCCUUUACACAACUUGAUGUUAAGUAGGCGAACAAAAUUAGUUACCUCCAUGUAGCACAUACACUUCUGCUAGAGUGCCGGAAUUUCUGCUUUUGAAUUCAUUCAAGAUUUCCUAGUUUCGCAGUGAUUAUAUAUAGGGCUCUGAAGUUUAGAUUCUUCAAAUAUUGAGGUAACUAAUUUUGUCCGCCUACUAUACAUCAAGUUGUGUAAAGGGACUGAAACCUAUGGACAGGGGGUAUAUUCGCUUGGCUAACAUAGAUUCCCGAACUCGUAAUAGAACUAAAAUAAGGAAAAUCGGAAUAAAAUUAUGGCUUAACCCUAACCUGGUACACAUACCACGGGAGUACCAUAAUCUCUUUAUAAAGGGGCGACUGGCGUAUUUGUCAAGUAGAGAGUCCAAUUUCAUGAUUGCUGCUAUUUGUGGAUUGAUCAAUAUUUGACAUUUCAAUUAAUUAGUUCAAUGCCGAUAUUUUGUUUGUAAACUUCAACAUUAUUACUCCAAACUACAUUGUCCGUCCAGUCUUGGUUUGAAACAUUUAACCUCUGAAACAAAGUUUGGUACUCCUGUAGUAUGUGUACCAGGUUAGGCCAUAAUUUUAUUCCAAUAUUCCAGUUUUAUUACGAGUUCGGGGACCUGCCCAUAGCUAUCAGUCCCUUUACACAACUUGAUGUAAAGUAGGCGAACAAAAUUAGUUACCUCCAUAUUGGUACACACACUUAUGGAGCGCUCAAAGCUUAUCCUAUCCCUGGUCUAUGGCGUCAAAGUCUAUAUAUUAGAAAUAUUGUGAGGAGGACUUCCGUCCUUGUUCAUGUAUAAUUGCGUCUAUAAAUUUAUCAAAAUCAUGGAUGUUUCUCCGACCUUUGACCAUGGAAAAUUCAGCCUAUACUUUACUAUUCCAAAUUUUUUUGCUUAUUUUGAUAGUGUUUCGGAGAGCGCUCACAAACUGGUUUACAUGUUCAUGACCACCUUUUUUAUUAAAAACAUUUAUCCAUGUGACGCUAACCGGUACUGAUAGCGAGUCUAUCAAUGCCUUUUAGCAGCCAAUUUUUGAUUAUUGUAACUAAUCCGAAGUUCAUGGGAAGACUGAAAUUCAAGUUUUUUGAUUUACAACAAAUUUUUGAAACUGAAAACACACAAAACCACGAAUACGAUGCUAAAAUGCAAUUCUCAUGUCAUUCUUGACUUAUUGGUGAUUGGUCGAUGUUAGGGAAAUAAACAUGGAAAUCGAGACUCUGGGAAGCAUCCAUUGUCUUAAGAUUUUUUCGAAGCAUUUGCCUCUGGGCUAUGUUUCAUUUCUAAAAUUAUUAAGGCUUUGUGGAUAUCCAGCCUUUUUAUAAAAAUCCUCAUUUGCUGUGUUUUAUAAAUAAAUAAUGCAUGCAUGUCAAAUAUG
Molecule: messenger RNA, 2286 nt
Organism: Styela clava
Lineage: Eukaryota; Metazoa; Chordata; Ascidiacea; Stolidobranchia; Styelidae
Product: prefoldin subunit 3-like
Biological process (GO): tubulin complex assembly; microtubule-based process; protein folding
Cellular component (GO): prefoldin complex; cytoplasm
Molecular function (GO): tubulin binding
Source: RefSeq, a predicted model, not a curated record